Gambusia affinis (western mosquitofish) is the source of this 1046-nucleotide messenger RNA. It is a transcript of the gene sdf2, whose product is annotated as stromal cell-derived factor 2. The record is from RefSeq and is a predicted model, not a curated record. Bases 86 to 766 code for a protein of 226 amino acids. NCBI's taxonomy places the organism in Eukaryota, Metazoa, Chordata, Actinopteri, Cyprinodontiformes, Poeciliidae. The transcript has 3 exons.
ACAAUUGUAAUGACGUAGCGAAAACUGACACAAAUCUGAAAAGAGGCAUCGACCGGUGACAGCUCGAUUUUGUGGUGUUGUCGGAAUGGAUACCUCAAACUGUCGGAAUUUUCUAGGCUUUCUACUCCAGAUUUUCCUACUACUCUCCAGCAUAUGUGGGCUGUCCAUUGGCUCGGAACUCAGCUUUGUUACGUGCGGAUCAGUUAUUAAACUUUUGAAUGUAAAGCACAACGUCAGGCUGCACUCGCACGACGUUCGCUACGGGUCUGGCAGUGGGCAGCAGUCUGUGACGGGCGUCUCUGCGGUGGAGGACAGUAACAGCUACUGGAGCAUCCGAGGGACGAACGGCGCCUCCUGUACUCGGGGAACGGCGGUCAAAUGCGGGCAGACGAUUCGCCUGACGCAUGUCAACACCGGCCGCAACCUGCACAGCCACUACUUUGCCUCGCCGCUGUCCUCCAAUCAGGAAGUGAGCGCGUUUGGAGAAGAAGGGGAGGGCGACCACCUUGACGAGUGGACGGUCCAGUGCGGUGGAUCCGUGUGGAAGCGCGAGGAAUCCGUCCGCUUCCGCCACAAAUCCACUGACGGCCUGCUGUCCGUGACGGGGGAGCAGUACGGGCGGCCGAUCCACGGGCAGAUGGAGGUCCACGCCAUGUCGAACCCCAGCCAGCACAGCCUGUGGAAGGUGAUGGAGGGCGUCUUCAUGAAGCCGAGCGAGAGCCCAGCAGGCGGCCGGGACUUUGCUCACACACACACAGAGUUCUGACUUUCCUCUAUUCAUUCUCAGCUGCAUCUGUACCAGCAGCCACCUUCACUGUCCCAAAAUGAUUCAAUCUGUGGAUAAGAACCGUGGAAGAUCCAGCAGCCACAUUAAAUUAGUAAAACGGACAUAUUUGAACCUUCUUUGUACCUUCCAUAUUUGUUGCGUUAGGUCCAGAUUGGGGUUUCUCUGCUGUUGGUUGUUACUCUGCAGCUCAGGAAGCCGUCUAGGUGAACAUAUUGUUACACUUGUGCCUUUAUCUGCCAAUAAAAGAAGUAGGUGUUUA